AUGGAAGAUCUCUUCAUAGGCUUUGCUGAAACACAACUCAAAGCAGUGGAUAUUAUUGGCUUGGGUUCUGGACCAGAGUUGGACAAGAAACUCAAGUAUGCAAGUGAUGUUUGUACUGGAGUAAUUUUUGGAAAAGAGCUUGUAAAUGCACCAGCAAAUGUUCUUACCCCUGGUGUACUUGCGGAAGAGGCUUCAAAAGUUGCUUCCUCGUAUAGUGAUGUUUUUACUGCAAAUAUACUAGACGUGGAGCAAUGCAAGGAGCUAAAGAUGGGUUCAUACUUGGGUGUUGCUGCAGCAUCUGCGAACCCUCCUCGUUUUAUCCAUUUGUGUUAUAAGCCUCCAGGUGGUGAUGUGAAAAGAAAGCUGGCUAUUGUUGGGAAAGGUUUAACAUUUGACAGUGGUGGUUACAACAUAAAGACUGGGCCAGGCUGUUCCAUAGAAUUAAUGAAAUUUGAUAUGGGCGGCGCUGCUGCUACUUUUGGUGCAGCAAAAGCUAUUGGUCAAAUCAAACCUCCUGGAGUAGAGGUUCAUUUUGUUGUUGCUGCCUGUGAAAAUAUGAUAAGUGGCACAGGCAUGAGACUUGGAGAUAUAGUUAUAGCUUCUAAUGGAAAAACAAUUGAGAUGUGA
Messenger RNA from Ananas comosus (pineapple), 627 nucleotides. Its product is annotated as leucine aminopeptidase 2, chloroplastic-like. Gene Ontology annotation, molecular function: metalloaminopeptidase activity; manganese ion binding. Bases 1 to 627 code for a protein of 208 amino acids. Lineage: Eukaryota; Viridiplantae; Streptophyta; Magnoliopsida; Poales; Bromeliaceae. The record is from RefSeq and is a predicted model, not a curated record. Gene Ontology annotation, biological process: proteolysis. The transcript is spliced from 6 exons. Gene Ontology annotation, cellular component: cytoplasm.